GGGGGCUCCGGUUUUCGUCUUCGAAGUAAUUACUCUCGACGAUCCUCUCAUUCCUUACUCAACCACCAAAUUUUAUUGCAUAGUUCUAUCAACUACAUUUAUACCGGACAGGGGGCCACAGGUGCAGCUCAGUUGCACCCAUUCGCGAUGCUGCAUUCAUCACUCUCACCUUCUUCUCUUCUACUUGACAGUGGACUAUUUGUACCUUAUGUUAAGCUGAUAUCGGCUUAACUUUUUUCGUUUUGACAAUUAGAUGAGAACUAGUCGACCUCGAGAGAUUCCUCUCUAUUGUUGCGACUUGUAGGUGUUAAAUCAGCCAUUUUCCGCCACUCGGCGGCUCGAGGUUGUCGUGCAUCAUUUAAUAGAGUUUUCUUCACCAGUCUGGUCGAACCAGGCAUUCGAGCGCUAGCUGAAACUAGAUGUACAUAGCACGUGUUUCUUAAAUUACAGAGCAGCAGGAGUGGAAGUCAGUGAGUAUGCAUGGAGAAGAGGGAAAUAACAGGGACUGCACGAGCAACCUUGGUGUGGGGGAGAAACUUGAAAGCAACAACUCGGACUCACUGCAGUGGUCCAAACGGCAGUUGACAGCGCUCGAGUACGGGCCGUCCCCAAUUUGUCUCUGUUCAAAGUCAAAUUGCCUCUGAUAUCGAUACUUUAUGCACGUAACAACACUCCUGAGUUAAUGGAGAAAGUAAUUCCAGAAAGUAAUUCGUAAGCUGUAUGUGUACAGUGUACACCGAGGACGCAAUUAAUGGAGCCGUUAAUUGUACUUGGCACUGCACGUUUGAGUGAGUGAUGAGGAAGGAGGAGAAGGGAAGAAGGCGAGGUGACAACUGGUGAGAAGGGGACAGGAGAGUUAAACUUCACUGCGUGGCUGUGUGGUCGUCGCUGGAAACUCAAGUGUGGCUCGGGCAUGAUAACAGGAGUAAUGAUGAAAUCUACAUGAGAGUCCAAAAUGGCUUCCUGUCUGGACUGGAAAGUUGGGUCACCACCAUCCAGCACUGAUAUGCUUCUUUAGGGGACCGUCCCAUACAUCCGUCCUGAUCCUCAAAUCCCGUCACCACCACCCUCCAUUUUUGUUCGAUAAAAAGAUCGGCGCUAUUUGCUCUGUGUGCGAGGUAUGGGAGCAGAGGGGAGUCAAUACAAGAAAGGGCUGUGGACAGAUGAAGAAGACAGACUCUUGGUCGACCACAUCAGGGUCCACGGAACUGGCCGCUGGAGCCGCAUUCCUAAGCUCACAGGCCUCAACAGACACGGGAAGAGCUGCAGAUUGAGGUGGCUAAACUACCUGAGCCCCGCCGUGAAGCGCGGCAAAUUCUCCGAGGAGGAAGACGACCUCAUCGUCAGACUCCAUAAACUCCUCGGAAACAGGUGGUCACUGAUAGCAGGAAGGGUUCCCGGAAGAACGGACAACCAAGUGAAGAACCACUGGAACACCCACUUGUGCAAGAAGCCCGGGACCGGAAAUUUUAAACGUCCGAGAAGCGAUCCCGAUCCAGAGCGUCGAGCUCAAGAAGAAAAGGAAACCACCAAUCUCUGUCAUCCCAACAACGAUUCAAAUGCGGGUGAUUGCGAUCGGCUCCCUCACCGUCAGAGUACGAUUAGUACCGGUAACACCAAUGAUGUCGAAGUCGGAGAGGUCUCGAUGAAGGGGAAACUUCUCACGGGAAGUGAGGGUAGUGAUGGUGACGAGUGGAUGAGGGGUCACUUUUUUGGGCUUGGAUCUCCCAUGUUAUCUAGUAACAGAUACUUCGAGCUAAGUAACGUGGGGUUGGAAGACCUCGUUGUAGACAGUUACUCUCUCGACCAAAUGUGGCAGCAUCUCUAGUAGUUUCCUUUCAGCUUAGUUAUCAUUUGGUUCUAGGUUAACGUUUGAUUUAUGUACAGUUUCAAGUUUCUGUACAGAUUUCAGUACGUAGAACUAGAAUCCAUUAACAUC
Messenger RNA from Syzygium oleosum, 1939 nucleotides. Its product is annotated as transcription factor WER-like. The coding region runs from base 1121 to 1828 and encodes 235 amino acids. NCBI's taxonomy places the organism in Eukaryota, Viridiplantae, Streptophyta, Magnoliopsida, Myrtales, Myrtaceae. The record is from RefSeq and is a predicted model, not a curated record. The transcript has 3 exons.